AUGGCUUGGGAGCUCAUCUGGACGACCAAGCCGAGGGAUCAUCCAUCCCAAGAAGAAGCAAUCGCACCGACCGAAACCCCUAAAGACCAAACCCACAAUGUCUCGCAAAACCAAAAUCUCUAUCGGCUGGCACCUGUUCAAAGGCACACGAAAGUGCGCCCACCCUCUUCACAAGUAAAGCGAAAACCUCUUCCAUCAUCUUAUAAACCUACCAGAGCUUCUCACACCAGGGAAGUCAGAAGGCCAAAGUCCAGGACAUAUCACAACCUCAACGCAGUAUCAGGAUCAAAGUCCCCCCUUCGAACAGAUUCCUAUUUCAUCUCUUCCACACCCAAUAAUGAAAUCGUACAGAAUGCCUCCGCCGAAACUCGCGAGGGAGUUUCCAGAUCCUAUCAUCACCAAAACAGCUACUGCAAACAAUGUUCCCUUCCACUCAACGAUCCAUUUCUGGACAACAUAAUAGCCACCUUCACCCCAGUACUCGCUGCCCUAGAUUCCACAGCAGACGACCACAAUCACGGACAUCAAGAUUUCUCUCUUCCCCAAAUCCCAACAACACCUCUGGAGUUUGCGCAAUUCCCAUACAGUCGUAAGGGAUCCUUUGAUACUUCGAUGAUGACUCUGAUUCAAACCCAUCCAGAUACGCCAAUUGGAGGAUAUGAAGCAGCACCUAUGGCAAUCAUUUAUCCCGUGUCGAGUCGAAGGGUAGUAGAUGAGAGAAGACGAUACGAAACACCAAGAAUCGAGAUAUCUCCACCAGAAACCACCUACAACCCAGGGAGAAGAGAACAACUCCGCUCCAGCUCUAGCUCCAGCUACGAGUACCAAACCUACGAAGCGCUCGUCGACGGAAACAUCUCGCACUCCCAAUCCUCGCAGUCCUCCUCUGGUAACACCUACUGCUGCAGCCUGGGAAAACAAGAGAAACCAGUCCCUCCAAUCGACCGCCGUGAUUCCUGCUUCGCCGCCGAAUGCCCAACCCACGUCGAGAAAUGGAUCUCAGAUGUAGACAACAAUGGACCUCCAAUCCCCGCCACAGACGGCGCCAACACCCCACCCCUAACCUCCGCAUCCGACCCCCCCAUAACAGCCAUCCACCACGACACAACACCGCCAACAGCACCUCUCCCCAUCCCCGUCGAGACACCUGCAGCGCCCGAACCCGAGCUGCCCGAGCCAUCAAAAGUAGACCAAGCCACCGCCAAAGCCAAAAAGGCACUAGCCAAGAAGAGAAAGGCAAAACAGGGACUGAGGAAGUUCAGGAAGGUGAUAUUCCGGAAGACCGUCCUGAAGGUCGUCCUGGGGAGACAGCUGGCGCAACCUACGGCUGAUUUGUUGAAGUUGGUUGCUGAAGGGGUUCCGUUUGAUCCUCCGGAUGUGAUGGCUCUUGCGAAGCCUCCGGUUGAUGCUCCUGUGCCUGUGGAUGCGGUGCCGACAGAUGCUGUUCCUACAGGUGCUUUGCCGGCAGGUGCUUUGCCGGUGUGA
Molecule: messenger RNA, 1485 nt
Organism: Hymenoscyphus albidus
Lineage: Eukaryota; Fungi; Ascomycota; Leotiomycetes; Helotiales; Helotiaceae
Source: the annotation of a GenBank genome assembly